This is a messenger RNA of Acaulospora colombiana, 2019 nucleotides long. The record is from the annotation of a GenBank genome assembly. Lineage: Eukaryota; Fungi; Glomeromycota; Glomeromycetes; Diversisporales; Acaulosporaceae.
AAAAUGUCGUUAGUAUGCUGGGCGAUGAUGCGAUUUCGGCUGCAUUAUGUUACGUAAAUCAUCUGACUGUUGGGUCCGAUUUACGGUAUAAUUUAAUCACAAGGAUAAUCAUGGCUUCAUCGUCAUCAUAUAUUUACGAGUUGAAAGAAAGGGACACACGCGGUGAAAUCGAGAAAUUCCUCAAGAAUUCACCGCGAAACACUGUCAAUUAUGCGAAAUCCUUAUUUCCAAUCACCGGCUGGAUCGGUCGUUAUAACUUGACCUGGUUCGUCGGAGACCUUAUCGCAGGUCUAACAGUUGGCGCUGUGGUCAUCCCGGAGGGUAUGGGUUAUGCUAAGACCGCAACCUUACCACCAGAAUACGGGCUCUAUUCUUCGCUCGUAGGAGUCGCCCUCUAUUUUUUAUUCUCCACAUCAAAGGACAUUACAAUUGGACCCACAUCGGUAAUGAGUUUACUCAUCGCCCAGGUCCUAGCUUCCAUCACAGGUGGUGCCAAAAAUUUUCCUUACACUAGUCCACAAUUAGCUUCUACUCUCGCUUUCUUAGCUGGUAUAGUUGCUCUCGUCAUUGGAGUAUUCCGUCUUGGAAUUGUGACCAAUAUCAUUUCGGCUCCUGUCAUCGCCGGUUUUACCACCGGUUCCGCUGUCACAAUUGCCACCGGUCAGGUUCCAGGUUUACUAGGCAUUAAGGGAAUAGAUACUACACGAGCUUGUUAUUUAGUCAUCAUAGAUAUUUUUUCUCGCCUGUCGGACACCAAGAAAGACGCGAUUAUAGGAUUGAUCAGUCUUUUCGUUUUGUCGGCCAUUAAAUUUUCCACCGCAUAUCUCAGCAAACGUCUCCCAAAGAAUGUUUCAGUUAGUCAUUUGUCGACGCAAAGUCCAAUAUCAGUUAUGGGAAAAAUUCCUCAAGGGUUCGAUCAUAUUAGCCCACCAAUCCUUGAUAAAUCUAUUUUAUCUUACGUUGGCCAAUAUGUUCCCUCGGUAACUCUCAUAUUAAUCUUGGAACACAUUGCUAUCGCCAAAAGCUUUGGUCGGAUGAAUGACUACACGAUCCAACCAAGUCAAGAACUUAUUGCCAUUGGUAUAACCAAUAUAUUUGGAUCAUUCCUUGGUUCUUAUCCGGCCACCGGCUCUUUCUCGCGUAGUGCUAUCAAAGCAAGAUCCGGUGUGAGGACUCCGCUGGCCGAUAUCUUUACGGGUGCUCUGGUCCUCUUGUCUCUUUACGUUUUGACUCCUGUGUUCACCUAUAUUCCGAGCGCGACUUUAAAGUACGUUUGGGAUUUUGCCGUUUUCGCCGUUGGCCUUAUUGUCACCAUCUUUACUACGGUCGAAAUUGGCGUGUAUUCAUCAACUGGUCUGGCGCUCGCGGUCUUGUUCGUAAGAUUAGCCCGCCCUAGGUUCUAUGCUAUCGGCCGUAUUCCAACUGGCGAAGGAGAAUCACAAAAAUAUGCUUAUGUUCCAAUGCGUAAGGCAUUUACACAUGCCGCUCAUCCACCGGAAGGUGUACUCAUUUUUAGGUUUGAGGAAGGUCUUACACAUCCAAACGCAAACUUUAUUGACGACAAAGUAGUGGAGUAUGUUAAGGAACAUACCAGACGAAUGGCAAAGCGAGCCGAAAAAUUCGGUGAUCGGCCAUGGAACGACGCCGGCAGCAAAAACGAAGAAGUUUACUUUGAGGAAAACUCUAAGUUACCCCCAUUAAAAGCUGUCGUGUUUGAUAUGACGUCGGUAAGCAUGAUCGACUCGACGGGUAUGAAUUCGUUGAUAGACAUUAAAAAGGCGUUGAACAAACACGCAGCACGACGGGUAGAAUUUCAUUUUGCAAACAUAGCAACUGCCUCAAUCCAGCGAACCCUCAUAGAGUGUGGGUUUGGAACUAUGGAAACGAAUACGGAAGAAUCUCGCCCUGGAGAUUUGGAAAGUUCAAGUGUUGAGGAUAGGAAGGAAGACGAUGUCGUCAUACAAUCGAAAAGAUUCUUCCACUUAUCACUAGAGGAAGCCAUAUCGGCUGCUACUGAUG